UACUACGUGAUGACUUCAGACAGAAUCCUGCCGAUGUGAUGGUGGCAGCGGGCGAGCCUGCAGUCCUAGAGUGUAUGCCCCCUCGCGGGCAUCCUGAACCUAGCAUAUCCUGGAAGAAGGACAGUGCCAACAUCAAUGACAGAGAUGAACGAAUCACUAUCCGGGGAGGAAAGCUGAUGAUAACCAAGGCCAAAAAAGCGACGCUCGGGAAGUAUGUGUGUGUCGGGACCAAUAUGGUGGGAGAGAGGGAGAGUGAGAUCGCUGAGCUCACUGUGCUCGAGCGACCCAGCUUCGUGAAGCGUCCCGGCAGCCAGGUGGUGCUGGUGGACCAGAGUGUGGAGUUCAGGUGUGAGGCCCGGGGUGACCCAGUUCCCACCGUCCGCUGGAGAAAAGACGACGGAGACCUGCCCAAGGGAAGAUAUGAGAUCCGUGAGGACCACACCCUGAAGAUCCGUCGUCUGACCUCUGCAGACGUGGGGUCUUACACCUGCGUGGCAGAGAACAUGGUGGGCAGGGCGGAGGCGUCGGCCACCCUCACCGUCCACGUCGUGUCUGUGCCCCCUGUGUUUGUGGUGCGGCCCAGGAACCAGGUGGUGGCGGUGGGGAGGACCGUCACCUUCCAGUGUGAGGCAACAGGAAACCCUCAACCUGCUAUCUUCUGGCAGAGAGAGGGCAGCCAGAACCUGCUCUUCUCCUACCAGCCCCCCCAGCCCUCUAGCCGCGUCUCCGUCUCCCAGACGGGGGACCUGACUAUCACAGAUGCAGAGCGCUCAGACGUGGGCUACUACAGCUGCCAGGCCCUCAACAUCGCUGGCUCUGUCAUCACCAAGGCCCUGCUGGAGGUCACUGACGAGUUUUGGCCAGACUGUGCUCCUGUCAGAGGUGGAGACUCUGUGGUGCCUCGUCUUCUCCAGGAGCCUGGCUUGGCUCUGGGCUGUUGGCUCCUGCUGGGUGACACAGGCAUCUACACAUGCAUCGCCUCCACUCCCAGUGGCGAGGCCUCGUGGAAAGCCUACCUGGACGUUCAAGAGUUUGGUGUUCCAGUGCAGCCGGCCAGACCCACUGACCCCAACCUGAUCCCCAGUGCCCCCUCCAAACCUGAGGUCACUGAUGUCACCCGCACCUCUGUCACCCUGUCUUGGAAGCCCAACCUCACAGGAGCCACACCCACCUCCUACAUCAUAGAGGCCUUCAG
Molecule: messenger RNA, 1195 nt
Organism: Salvelinus sp. IW2-2015
Lineage: Eukaryota; Metazoa; Chordata; Actinopteri; Salmoniformes; Salmonidae
Source: RefSeq, a predicted model, not a curated record